Zootoca vivipara (common lizard) is the source of this 1322-nucleotide messenger RNA. Its product is annotated as membrane-spanning 4-domains subfamily A member 15-like. NCBI's taxonomy places the organism in Eukaryota, Metazoa, Chordata, Lepidosauria, Squamata, Lacertidae. Gene Ontology annotation, cellular component: plasma membrane. Gene Ontology annotation, biological process: cell surface receptor signaling pathway. The record is from RefSeq and is a predicted model, not a curated record.
CAGCAACAAAUGAUACUUCCUUAAAAUUCUGAGCAAGCUUCCUGGUUGACUGAGUGGAAUUCGAACACCCCAGAGGGAAAGCAGAAUCUGCAAGGUCGGGAAAUAUAUAGCUGCAUUGCUCAGCAUGGACAACCAAGCGUUCGUGGUUAUUCCUCAACAUGGUGUGAUGGCCAGCCACCCCAACCAUAUUUUGUACCCAACUGGUGCCAUGCAUUUGGAUGGCCAGCCACUCGGAGCAGUCUAUUCAAGGAGUCAUCUCUAUGUAGGAACUGAGCCAGCUGUUAACUUAGGUACAGAACGCAGAGGAGAACCCAGGGUACUAGGGGCUAUCCAGAUUCUGAUUGGCUUUGUUCACAUUAGUUUUGGGAGCCUCUUGACCCUUCUCUUGGACGGAAGGCGAUCACAAACUGUGCCCUCUGGAUAUGUGUACUGGGGCGGAUUCAUCUUCAUCAUUUCGGGAUCUGCACUGGUGAUAACUGAGCAUAACAGAUCAUCCCUUCAGAUGAAAGUCAGCACAUGCCUGAACAUUGUGAGCAUUCUUGCUGCAGCUGUUGGGAUAAUUGUUCUCAUCAUAGAUGAAAAUCUUUCCCCUUUUUAUUAUACAACCUCUGACUUAAUACGCUGGAGAGUAGCCCUAGGACUUUUUAAUGUCAUCUUGAUAUUUGCCAUCCUGGAGUUGUUCAUUGGAAUGGUCUCUCUAAGUUUUGGGUAUGAAGCAGUAUCCCGUCAAGGUGAAGAGGCAAUAUAUGAUGUGCCAGAAGCAGUCAUACCACACCAAGGAGAUCUUCUGCCAAUAGGUCCUCCUCCAUCUUAUGAAGCACAUGCCAACCCGUGCUAUGAACCCACAAGCCAGGGGGAAUAGAAAAGCCAAGAUGAGACUCCUAAGAACAAUUACACCCAAUUCAGGCCCUCUGGAAUGCCAAGUAAAUCACAAACUUCAGAUGUGUCUUUGGUGUGUUAUGUACAUAGUUUUGGGAGAAAGGCCUGGGAAUAAAAAGGCACGUCUCUUUGAAACCCCACUGUUGCUCUGUACAUAUUCUUCAGCCAGAGAUAGACUGAUCAGCCUGAUUCUGUCCUCUCUCAGUUUUGCCGGCACUAAAUCAUAGGUUUGUUCCAUGCGGUUGUUGUAUAGAUUUUGUUUGUUGCUCAAAGGAUGGACAAAAAGUUUCUAUUUAAAUUGUACACAUUUUGUAUGCACCUCUUAUGUCAAAUUGUCACACUCUUUUCAUCAAAUAUGCAUUCCCCAAUUCUUUUCAAUGCGUUUUCCUGUAAAAUGUGAAUUUUGUACUAAUUUAAAAUAGGUAUGCCCUUUACCAAUAAUG